AUGCUGCCGGGGAAAGUGGAGAAGAGGAUCGCUUCAUCCGUCUUCAUCACCCUGGUGCCGCCGCAGAGGGAGGCGGCUGCCAAGGGGAAAACGCAAAGGGAGACGCGAUCAGACAGUGCUGAGGUCCCGGGCACCCAUCAAACCCACCCAGCGGCCCCCAAGCCUUCGUCCCCGCCGGUCCUCGUUCUCUCUGAAGCGCCCCAGCCCUUGUCCGCAGAGGCGCUGGGUCCGGCGCUGCAGCAGCUGGACCUUGCAGCACCUGCCAGCUUCCAGGCCCCUUCUGCCUUCCCCGCUGAAUUGAGGCUGCCCAAAUUUUGCCAGGAGCAAGCAGGCCAGCCGCAGUGGCAGGAUGCGAACGGGUACCUGGAGAGGGACAGCUCCAGAGACAUCUGUGCCUUCUGCCACAAAGCGCUGGGGCCCCGGGAGCCGACGGUGGAGGCGAUGCGGAAGCAGUACCACGCCAACUGCUUCACCUGCCGGACGUGCCACCGGCUCCUGGCUGGCCAACGCUACUACCAAAAAGAUGGACGCCCCACAUGUGACACUUGCUACCAGGCCACGCUGGAGAAGUGCGCCAAGUGCCAGGGGCUGAUUACAGAGCGCAUCGUCCGUGCCCUGGGCAAGGGCUACCACCCCGGCUGCUUCUCCUGCACCGCCUGCGGCCGGGCCAUCGGCACCGAGAGCUUCGCUGUGGACGAGCAGGAUGAGGUGUACUGCGUGACCGACUUUUACAGGAAAUACGCUGCGAUCUGCAGUGCCUGUGAGCACCCCAUCGUCCCUCGCGAGGACAAGGACACCUACAAGAUUGAGUGCCUGGGACGCGAUUUCCACGAGAGCUGCUACCGCUGCGAGAGCUGCAGGACACCCCUGUCACCGGAGCCAACGGAGAACGGGUGCUACCCCCUGGACGACCACCUCCUCUGCAAGUCCUGCCACAUCCGAUGGCGAAACGAGUCGUCCUGCUAA
Balearica regulorum gibbericeps (East African grey crowned-crane) is the source of this 966-nucleotide messenger RNA. NCBI's taxonomy places the organism in Eukaryota, Metazoa, Chordata, Aves, Gruiformes, Gruidae. The record is from RefSeq and is a predicted model, not a curated record.